Eruca vesicaria subsp. sativa (arugula) is the source of this 1992-nucleotide messenger RNA. Lineage: Eukaryota; Viridiplantae; Streptophyta; Magnoliopsida; Brassicales; Brassicaceae. The record is from the annotation of a GenBank genome assembly.
CAAAACUUCUGUCUUCCUUUCUUUCAUCAAAAGACGAGAGAAAAGGACAAAACUUUAAAAGGAAUCCUCACCUCAAUUCGAGAAACCACGAAAGGGUUUUGCUUUGAUUCAGUUCUUGUUCUCGAAAGUCUUCUCCUUUGUUAGCUUUUUUGGACAAUACUUUGGUUCUUUGGUCUGAAGCAAUGCAGUUAUAUCAUCAUCCUUACUCGCUAGACAGCCAAAGAGUAAGACUAGCUUUGGAAGAGAAAGGCAUUGAUUACACAUCAUACCAUGUGAAUCCCAUCACAGGCAAGCACAUGGACUCUUCCUUUUUCAGGAUGAAUCCUAACGCCAAACUUCCUGUUUUCAGGAACGGUUCUCACAUCAUUUUGGACACUAUUGAGAUCAUAGAGUACUUGGAGAGAAUAGCUGAGGUUUCUUCAGGUGUAGAAGAUGCUACUUUUGGUAGAGAAGUUCUUGAAUGGAUGCGGAAGAUUAGAGAAUGGGACCCCAAGCUGUUCACACUUGCUCACAUUCCUGAUAAUCGUCGCCUCUAUGUUUCCAAGUUCUUGAGGAUGGUUAUGAUUGCAAGGAUGGCUGAGUCUCCAGACUUGGCUAGUGCUUACCAUAGGAAGCUAAGGGAAGCUUACGACACAGAAGACAAACUAAAAGACCCUGAAGCCUUGAGGAGAAGCAAAGAACAUUUGCUUAGGCUUCUUGAUGAGGUUGAGACUAAGCUAGAGGGGACUAAUUAUGUAGCAGGGAAUGAGUUUAGUAUGGCUGAUGUGAUGCUAGUGCCUGUGCUUGCUAGGUUGUCUCUAUUGGAUUUGGAAGAAGAGUAUAUAAGUAGCAGGAAUAAUCUUGCUGAGUAUUGGGUGGUUGUGAGGAGUAGACCAAGCUACAAGAAGGUGAUUGGAAGGUACUUUAAUGGAUGGAGAAAAUAUGCAACACUUUUAAAGACUUGGAUGUUUGUUAGAGUCAGAAGUUUGCUCAGAAAAUAUUGAAUUUGUCAAAAAGAUUUGGUUUCUUUUGUCAUGUUUUAUUUUCCUACUUUGAAUGUUCAUUUUACAAAACAUUGUAAAGUUGAGAAAAGUUUGUACCAAAAAUAUUUUAUUUAAGAAAGUUUGUAAUGUGAAUAAAGAAUGUGAUUUGCUCUUACAUUGAGAAAUGUAACUUUUAAUCAUGGAUGAAGUUUUUUUAAUGCUUAUGGUCAUAAACGAAAGAAUUUAGAAUAUAUAGAAAAGGGGAAGUAAAGCACAUGAUUCCCCUGAAGAGGACUUUCUUUCCUAUGAGGCCAAAGUAACCAAUCAAUCACUGUAAUUCUCAUUCAAGAGCUGAAUUGUUUCAGCUUUCAUGGACUGUGUACUUUUCUAAAGUUAAGAAUUUCUUGAUUGCUGCUCUUCUCUAAAGCUAGAUUCCCCAGGUAUGGGGCUGUUUGCUGUUUUCACCCACCCGUUGUUCCGUAUCCAUGGAGGAACGUUCUGUUUCUGUUGCCGAAAGUAACUUGUUCCUAUAUCAGAUGAAAACUCUCUCUUCCGGUUUGGAGAAGCCGAGACAGUCCCUGUGACACCUGAGAUGUUCCAACCGGAAUGUUUGGGCUCAUUGGAGCAAGAGACUGUUCCAUUUCUCUUAGAGAAAAAUUCACCAUGAGGAACAGGUGGUAGAGGUGGAAAAGGAGAGAACGGCACCCCAGGAGCAACAGACCAGCUAUUGGGGUCGUCUUUGCAGGGUGAACCACAUUGAUGGACGAUGCUAAGCGGGAUUCCAUAGGAGACUGUUAAUCGAGAAAGGAACUUUGCUUGUGGCUGUGCGGUAACUGCGUUAGGCGCAUCCGUGCGAGGUGAUGAAAACCCGGGUGGAAGGUCGUCUUGGACAUCAUUAGUUCUUUGCUCUUUUGACGUAGACGGCUGGUCCCAUCUGCUUUUACGCUUGCGUCCAUUUGUCUCGGGAAGGCUGGAGGAAGUAGGUUGUAUACAGCCGUCAGAUACAGAAGGUGUUUCAGGCGUUGCAGCC